AUGGACAGCGACGUGUUAUAUCUUCCUCAAGAAAUCAUCAGAAACAUUCUGAAACGACUUCCGUCCAGUAAUCAAAACCCUUCUCUUCUUCUCGAAUGUAAUGGGAGUCAUAAUUCUUUGCGCCGGCGCUUGGGUUUGCUGGAUUGCGGCUUGCAAGUACGUAAAGUUCAGAGGGCACCUUUGAUCGAUUCCUUGAGCGGUGCUAGGAUCCUCGGUUCCUGCAAUGGCAUGCUUUGUGUUGAAAUCAAUCAAUACAAUAAAUCUCCUCCUUCGCUUUCAUUGUGGAAUCCUGCGACUACAGCAGUCAAGCAAGUUCCUAGAACUAGAACUGAUGGUUUUGACUUUGAUGAUUGCGUGACCGGUUUUGGAGGGUCUUGGAAGGUAAUAGAUAUUGGGAAUUUAAAGGGAGUCAAACUUGAGUCUCAAACUGUCACGGCAAAUGGAGCCAUAUUUUGGUAUGGGGUAAAGCUAGGUGCAGAGGGGGGUGAAGACAAUAUUGAGGCCGAGGAGGAUGAAUAUGAUAUGGAGGAGAGUGAAGAUGAGGUUGAGGUUAUAGUUUCAUUUGACAUAGCAAAGGAAGUGUUUACAUUGAUACCGAGGCCCAAUUUAGACUAUAAUGCAGACGAAAAGCUUACUGUUUACGAGAACAAACUUGCCAUACUUUGUGACGUUUGGGAAGACGAUGAUGAAACAGCUGAUUUGAUUGAUUUGUGGGUGUUAGAUGAGGGUGCAUGUGCAUCUGGGGAGACAUGGAGCUGGACUAGAAGAUAUACCAGCAGCCCCUUUUCACGCACGUUAGAAUCAAUGACUAUGUGGAGGAAUGAAAUUAUCUGCAAAGCUACUUCUGCAGAGGAUAAUGAGAAGGGAAGAAAUGUUCUAUAUUCGAUGAAUAUCACUACCAAUGAAGUAAAAAGGUUUGUUGUUUCCAAUUUUGCCCCUAUUCAUAGUAUUUAUGAUUACGCAGAAAGCCUUGUAUUUGUUGGCAAUAGCUACAUUGAAGAUGCUUGA
Molecule: messenger RNA, 1008 nt
Organism: Neltuma alba
Lineage: Eukaryota; Viridiplantae; Streptophyta; Magnoliopsida; Fabales; Fabaceae
Exons: 3
Coding region: 1-1008 (335 amino acids)
Source: RefSeq, a predicted model, not a curated record